AUGGCUGCACCGCUCCCCAAGGCUGCCCUCUACUACUACCCCUCCUCCAUAUGGUCUUCCGCCCCCCUGCUCGCCCUGGAAGAAAAGGGCUAUGGCCAAGACGAGAUCGAUCUUAAACUCGUUGAUCUGUCAAAGGGAGAGAAUUAUUCACCGACGUUUCUGCGUCUGAACCCCAAAGCUACCGUACCCACUCUCGUCGUCCCUCUGCACACUACGCUCUCGCCCGAGAUCGAGAGUCGAUACAAAGCCAUCCAGGAUACAAAGUCGAUCGUCGAAUUCCUCGACAAGUCUCGCUCUACCCAGUCACGAACCCACACUACGUCGUCGGCUCCAUCCCCCUCACUCAGCCCCGCCACGAUCGGGUUCAGUGCCGUCUCUGAGAAGGUCAUCGCGCUGUUGCAUUCUCUGGGCGCGGACCCCAACGCGCUCACAUACCUCAACGCCCGCGACGAGGCGUCUCUGCGCGAGCUCGCCAGUGCGCGACUGGCCCCGCUCGUCGCCCGACGUGAUGCAAUCAACCAGCUGCUCUCUGACAACGAAUCUGCCAAGAUCCGUGUGUCGGAGAAGACGCGCAACUUUUGGCAGAUGAAGAAGGCUGCGACGGAGAACAUCCUGGACGUGUACGCCGCUGCGGACAAGCCUGCAAGCGAGCUGGACGAGGGCGCGCGCGCAAAGCGCGAGGCGUUCUUGCAAGAGGCGAAGACCGGGUGGGGUGGACUGCGGGAGAUCCUGGAACAACUCAACCAGGAGAUCAUAGGCCCGUACCUGCUAGGAGACCAGCUGUCCAUCGCAGACCUCCACCUUACGCCAUGGCUCGCGCGACUGGCUCAGCUCUCGGGGGGGACGAUCGCGGACGAUGGGAACACGAUUGUGGGGAAGCUGGAGGCCCGCGUGGACGGGGGCUUCAGCUUGCCGAAGGAUCUGUCUGUAGCAGAGGCGCGCCGUCGCGCAGGGCUGCCAGAGCUGGAGCCGGGGACGAACGAGCGUCAGAGCCGGCUGGCGGCGCUGUGGGACGCGAUGAAGGAGAGAGCGAGUUUCAAGAAGGUGUACGAGGACGGGCUGCACUGA
This is a messenger RNA of Fibroporia radiculosa, 1068 nucleotides long. RefSeq lists its product as uncharacterized. Gene Ontology annotation, molecular function: glutathione transferase activity. The record is from RefSeq and is a predicted model, not a curated record. The coding region runs from base 1 to 1068 and encodes 355 amino acids. The transcript has 7 exons. Lineage: Eukaryota; Fungi; Basidiomycota; Agaricomycetes; Polyporales; Fibroporiaceae.